AUGGAGAGUGAUAAUCAUACAGCGUACGUGGCCGGAGAGACGCUGGCGCCCCUGUGCACGGUCCGCUGCUGUGGGCUCCUAAACCGCACUUUGGCGGUCACGUUCAUGGUUUGCUUGGCCUUUGCCAUCGUUGUGGGAAACGUGAUCACGCUUACUGUUCUCAUGCAGACGCGGCAUUCCCGAACACCGCAGUGCUACCUCAAAGUGUCAUUGGCCAUCGCAGACAUGGUGGUUGGAGUUUUGGUGGUGCCAUUUUCCAUAUACACCGAGAUCUCCCUCAUGGUAACCGGAACUCCACCACUGUGGUACCAGGGCGUCUCCAAGGCCUCUCUGGGUGGUGUAUCAGGUCCUUGGCAACCCUGCAUGCUGAUGGGUCCGCUUUUCGCAGGCUGCACCUUCGUAUCCAUCAGCACCAUCUUUUUUAUGACAGUGGAGCGUAGCGUGGCCAUCUUUUACCCGCUGCAUAAGGACGCACUCGUGACGCGCCGUCGCAUCCUCUUCCUGAUCUUUUCAGCCUGGGCCGGCGGCUUCUCGUUGGCCAAUGCACCGCUCAUCCUGAGCAACAACUUUACGCUGGAAUACAACGAAUGCAGUCGCUUGUGCAUCUACGUCCCGGUACUGAUCGGACUUCAGGUGCCUGCAGACACCAAUAUUCUGCUCCUCUUUCCAGCGUUUGAUUUCACUCUACUGGGUGGCACGCUGGCCGUCAACAUCAUGUCCUUCACCAGUAUCCGCCGGUACUCUCGUAAGCGCAAGCUCCUCCUCUCCGAGGGAGCGGACCCAGGGACCGGCGGUUGUCCCCACAGACCAUCGUUUUCUGACAUCAAAGCAGCAAAGACCAUCGGGAUCCUCACGUUUGCCUUCAUGGCCUCCUUCAGUCCUAUCGCUGUGUUUGUGCUGGGGAACGUGGUGGGCUACACCUGGUGCAAGUUCUCCUUCGUUGCGUUUUGGAUUCUGGCGGGCAGCAGCUGUUGUAAUGUCAUCAUUUACAGCGUGCGUGACCAGCGUUUUAGGAAAGGGCUGAGUCUGCUCUUUCAGAGGGACAGAUCUCAUGCUCACUCAGAGAAUAGCUGA
Triplophysa dalaica is the source of this 1074-nucleotide messenger RNA. Its product is annotated as adenosine receptor A3-like. The record is from RefSeq and is a predicted model, not a curated record. Gene Ontology annotation, biological process: G protein-coupled receptor signaling pathway. The coding region runs from base 1 to 1074 and encodes 357 amino acids. Gene Ontology annotation, molecular function: G protein-coupled receptor activity. NCBI's taxonomy places the organism in Eukaryota, Metazoa, Chordata, Actinopteri, Cypriniformes, Nemacheilidae. The transcript is spliced from 2 exons. Gene Ontology annotation, cellular component: membrane.